This is a messenger RNA of Papaver somniferum (opium poppy), 892 nucleotides long. RefSeq lists its product as uncharacterized. Lineage: Eukaryota; Viridiplantae; Streptophyta; Magnoliopsida; Ranunculales; Papaveraceae. Gene Ontology annotation, biological process: mitotic intra-S DNA damage checkpoint signaling; cellular response to ionizing radiation; DNA repair. The record is from RefSeq and is a predicted model, not a curated record. The coding region runs from base 349 to 675 and encodes 108 amino acids. The transcript has 3 exons. Gene Ontology annotation, cellular component: checkpoint clamp complex.
CCUUCCAUGUUAGCUUGUUUACCGGUGCUAGUACAGAUUCAUGAGUGAUGGAAUAUGGUGAAGAAGAAGAAGAAUAGAGAUUGAUUUUUUAUGGAACACAACAAAUAGAUCUGGUUUUUCAGAUUUCAUCUCAGUCAAAGAUAUUUAUUAUCUUUGGAACCAUCGAUUGCUAAUAUGUGCCGACGAUGACAACCACUCAGCUGUAAUAUGGGCUAACAUACACGUUUUACCAAGUUUUACCUCCCUUGAAAGUAGGUGAUCGUUACAACAAAUAGAUCCUGCCGUAUUUUUGGAGUAUUGCCGUAUGUGGCUGUGUCCAUACGGCCGGACACACGAUACGGCGACCCAAUGGGCGUAUUGGUGCAACCCAGCCGGUCAGCGUACCAGUCUAUUACAUUGAAGCCUGAAUUCUUCGAUGUUUAUACAAUUUCUGAACCUCAAGUUCAGUGCAGUGUGCUUUUGAAGUGGACUAUAGAUUGCACCAAUGGUAUGAAGAAAUCCUAUUGGAUUACUUGUAAUGUUGAGCCUGACAUACAACAUCUUACUCUUGAUAGGACGAGGUUCCCAAGUAAUUUUGUAGUGAGACCUCGUGACUUGAACAGAUUGCUUGGUAAUUUCCAGUCAUCACUUCAGGAGAUCACUGUGAUACAGCUCUACAUACUCAGCUCUGGAUAGACCCUUCUGAAGAAUUUCUGCAGUAUACACACACUGGAGAUCCUGUGGAUGUGACUUUUGCGGUGAAGGAGCUAAAGGCAUGAUAGUCAUCUUUUUCUACUUUCUGUUACUGUUUUAGUUUUUCCUUUAACGGCUAAUCUUAUGAGCAUGGAAGUAAUAUUCGCCAAAGACAACACCUGGUGGUAAACCUUACCAUUUUAUAAGCAUAUUAUGCAUU